UGUCCUGUACACCCCAAUUCACUCCCCACUCCGUUCCCCAUUUCCCCGGCCGUGUCUGCGAGUGCGCCGGCGGGUGGAGAGCAUUGCGGCCAAAUCUGCCGUCCAGCCAGCCGCCGGCCAUGCAGGCCGCCGCAGCGCCAGCGGCACCCGUGCCCGACCAGGGGGAAUCCCAUGGGACCGCAGCGAAGACGGCACGGUAUGGCGACUGUGGCGAGAGCGCCGCCGAUUUCAUCAGCAGGGUCCCCGAUGCCGUCCUCUGCACCAUCAUCUCCCUCCUCCCCACCAAGGACGGCGGCCGCACGCAGGUCUUCUCCCGCCGAUGGCGCCCGCUGUGGCGCUCCGCGCCUCUCAACCUCGAGGUCCGCACCCCAUACCCCGGCCUCGGCGUCCCCGUCCGCACCUCCUCCAUCUCCCCCGAUGCCGUCUCCAAGGUAAUCUCCCAGCAUCCUGGCCCCGCCCGCCGGUUCUGCUUCCACGGACUCCUUCCCGGCGACCUGCACGACCAGGUAGAGACCUGGUUCCGCUCCCGAGCCCUUGCCAAGCUUGACGAGCUCGAUGUCGGCUACACGUUCCGCGAUGUACUUAAUCGGGAGGGAAACCCGCUGCCGCCAUCCGCGCUCCGCUCUGCACCUACUCUCCUAGUUGCCAAUAUCAGCUGUUGUGAUUUGCCCCGAGAGAUUGUGCCGUCCGUGGGCUUUGACCUCCUCCAGCAUCUCUCCCUGGUCUCCGUAUCCAUCUCAGUGGAUGUCUUCCACGGGCUGCUCUCUGCUUGCCGUGCCUUGAAGAGCUUACAAAUGUCCGAAAUUCUUGAUGCGCGUUGCCUCCGUGUUCGCUCGCCUACUCUUAUGAGUAUAAGCUUCCGUGACACCCGUGGUAAAGUAGAGCUGGUCAUCGAGGAUGCGCCUUGCCUUGUGAGGUUACUAAUACCUUUUGAUCGCCGAGAUGAUUGUGGUACUAUCCGGGUAAUUUGCGCGCCUAAAUUGGAGAUAUUGGGCCCUUUGUUGCCUGUCGUCUCCCAGGGAGUAAGUUCAGUCGGCUUGGCAAACUCGAUGCACACCGUGAAGAUUUUGGCUCUUAGGUGUUCUGGAUAUGAAUUGGAUGGGGUUCUUAAUAUCCUUAGGAAGUUCCCCUGUCUCGAGAAGCUCUAUAUCAUUUUUCACAAACACCAUGGGACAGAUAAGAAAAUCGAGCCUCAGUAUGACCGACUAUAUCCAAUUGAAUGCCUUCAAACCCAUCUCAAAACAGUGGUGUUUGAAACAUUCGUGGGCCAUGAUAAACAGCUUAACUUUGCCAGGUUCUUCGUUUUGAAUGCAAAGGUGCUAAAAAACAUUGAAUUUGAAGGAGUGUAUGGUGCCAAUGACAGCGUGUCGCUGGCUUACCAACACACGCUGCUACGAGUGGAAAACAGAGCUUCUCGAGAUGCCCAAUUUGAAUUCAGGAGUAGACAUCGCGAUACUGAGAAUCAUCUCCUCAAGCAUAUCCAUGAUCUGUCAGUGGCUGACCCCUUCGAACAGCCAUAGACAGGGUUGGUGCCUGAAGAUUGCACUGUUCUUAGUGUCCUGUGCUUGUUUUGUAGACGGUAUUGAUUCCUUAAGAUCGCAUCCUGUUCUGCAUAGACCUGCUCUAUUUUCUAGCCUAAGGUUCCUCUGCAAUUCAAGUAACUUUGAAGUUGCCACUGUUAACACUGCAAGAGAUGCUUUUGGAUGCAAAAACAGGGUGGGAAAUUUCUGAUGGGGAAGGAUGCAAAAACAUCACUGCUGAAAGUUGUAACUGGUGACAGCUGGUAAGUGGUAACCCCAUCUGCCAAAACUGCUACUGGCUACGGUGUUAUCCUGUGCAAUCGUUCGCGGCUUUGCUCUGCCUAAGCUGUGGUAGGAACACAUCCUUGUGUUGAAAACUUAAUUGUCUUCUCAGUUAGUACAUGCAAAAGCAGGAGAUGUUUUGUUGCUGCUCUGUUUUUUAUGUGUGUGUGCCUAUAUCAUUUGCUUGAUGCUUACAAAGUCUUCAUAUAGCACAUGUAGGCUAGGCCCCUAUGCUUAUAAAGACUUGUGCAUAAAGAAUUUGUCUUUUUAGUUAUGACUAUAUACAGAAGCACAAGAUGUUUGACUGCUGA
Hordeum vulgare subsp. vulgare (domesticated barley) is the source of this 2113-nucleotide messenger RNA. RefSeq names its product putative FBD-associated F-box protein At3g50710. Gene Ontology annotation, molecular function: protein binding. Bases 120 to 1520 code for a protein of 466 amino acids. The transcript has 3 exons. NCBI's taxonomy places the organism in Eukaryota, Viridiplantae, Streptophyta, Magnoliopsida, Poales, Poaceae. The record is from RefSeq and is a predicted model, not a curated record.